GCAAGAGAUCAGCAGCAACACAGCAACGCAGCAGCAAGUUGCGAUCUGGUUCAGUUUCGGAGGCGUGAAGCUCUGGUUUGUUUCCGGCGUUGGUUUGCUUCCGGCGACGUGCGGCUCUGAUUCGUUUCCGGCUCUGAAAAUGAGUUCCCAACCACCAUCACAAUCUCCAACAACUACAAAGAGUAAAGGAAAAGCUUCCCAAAACUCCCAACCCUCACAAGGUUUAAAGGCACAUUGGGACACAAAAUCUACUGAAAUUUUUGUCAAACUUUGUGUGGAGCAAGUGAAAGCAGGUCACAGACCUGGUACGCACUUAGAUAGGGUUGGUUGGGAAGCAGUUAUUAACAAGUUCAAAAUUGCAACUGGAAAGUCAUAUGUUCGCAUUCAGCUUAAAAAUCGUUGGGAUACCUUAAAAUUGAGUGGGGUCUUUGGAAAAAUCAAUUGAGAGGUGAGACAGGGCUGGGGUUAGAUCCCUUGACUGGAGCUAUCAUGGCAUCUGAUGAUUGGUGGAAUUUGAAGCUACAGAGGUAUCCUGAUGCGGCCAAAUUUCGUGAGAAGCCAUUGACAUUGGCCGAUGACAUGGACAUACUAUUCUCUGAUGUUUCUGCAACUGGUGAGUGGGCAUACACUCCAAGCUCUGGAGUGUUUCUUGACACUGAGGGAUCUCACACCCCACUUGGUGAUGAUACUGAUACGGAAAUUCAUCCAUCUGAAUUGAGCAACCAAUGUCGUCGCCAAAAAGAGGGUCCAUCAAAGAAACAAAAGGGGAACAAAAAACAAUCGGUUGCCGGUGAGUUGAGUAAGACACUUAACCGCAUUGUCGAUGCUGUGGAGGCAUCAUCUUCAACUGGUACACAGAAUGCUUCUAUGCAAAAUCCGCACACAAUAACUGAGUGUUUGGCUAAGAUUAGCACAAUCUCUGGCGUUAGUGAAGACGAUGACCUUUUAAUUUGGGCUGCAAGGUUGUUCAUGAAACCCUCACUUCGUGAGUCUUUCAUGGCUUUGCCUAAUGAUGUGUUGCGUUUGAAGUUUAUUAAUCUCGAAAUUGCUUUGGAAAAGGCUCGCAUUCCUGGUUUUCGUGAUUAGUUCAUUGUGCGAAUGUGUGUAUGUUUUUUUUUUAUUAUUUUAAAAAACAUUAUUAGGACUAUCUUUAAUUAAUUUGGCUUGAUGUUAUAUUUAUGUUUGCCUCAGUGAAUUAUAUUUAUGUCGGCCUCCUCAAACUGCACAUGAAAAAUUCAACAAAACACAUUCAUCACUCAGGAGUGUAAUAGAAAGAUCAUUUGGUGUUUGGAAAGCAAGAUGGCCUUUUAUGAAAGAUAUUCCAUGCAAUUAUAAUUUUGUUUGUCAACGACAACUUGUUUGUGCUACUAUGGCGAUCCACAACUUCAUUAGACGAACUAAGUUAAGGGAUAUUCCAUUUGACUCUUAUGAUAAACAUAUUGAGUAUGUCCCUGUUGACGAGGAAGCAGUGGUAGGGGAAGACCGACAUGGGCAUCCAGUUCGUAAUGAUGAUUAUGAGAUGGAUUCAAGAAGAUAUGAGAUUUUAAUGUCAAUUUCUCAAGGAAAUAAUUAUUAAAAUAUAAUAAAUUUAUUUUUGUGUAAUAUUUAUUUCAUUGUAUUAUUAUUUAAAAAUGAUAGGGUUAUGUUAA
Messenger RNA from Camellia sinensis, 1649 nucleotides. RefSeq names its product L10-interacting MYB domain-containing protein-like. Lineage: Eukaryota; Viridiplantae; Streptophyta; Magnoliopsida; Ericales; Theaceae. The record is from RefSeq and is a predicted model, not a curated record.